AUGCCCGCGCAUGAUGGUCUGCAGAGGCUGUGGCGCUGGGGCGUUCGACCGCAGCGACGCGGUCUACACACAGACGGACGCAACAGAUUGAGCAACUUUUGGACGCCGACACAAAACAAGCCAAAGUCUUCGUCAGCAGAUGACCGGGAAGAUGGGUAUGAUCUGCUUGUGCGUGCUGGUUUCCUUCGCCAGGCCCAUGCCGGCGUCUUUCACCUUCUGCCACUUGGUCUCCGCGUGCAGGACAAUAUCGAACGCUUAAUUGACAAACACAUGCGGAGUGUUGGCGCUUCAAAAGUAUCACUGUCUUCCCUUUCAUCUCAGGCUCUCUGGGAACGAUCUGGUCGACUCGAAGGCAAGGACUCGGAACUCUUCCGACUUGAAGAUCGAAAGGGAAGUCGUUUCCUUCUUUCGCCAACCCACGAAGAAGAGAUUACAUCAAUCGUGAAGCAUGCUGUUCAGUCCUACAAAGACCUCCCUUUGCGACUCUAUCAGGUUAGCAGGAAGUAUCGCGACGAAGCUCGGCCACGACAGGGUCUAUUGAGAGGACGUGAAUUCGUCAUGAAAGACCUKUACACGUUUGAUAUCACCGAACAAAAGGCUAUGGAGACAUAUGCCGAUGUCUCAAAAGCAUACCGAGGUUUCCUCGAUGACGUGAACCUACCAUAUUUGGUGGCAGACGCUGCUUCGGGGAGCAUGGGCGGGUCUCACAGCCACGAGUACCACUUCUCGACGGAUCAGGGCGAAGAUUCCAUCAUCAGCUGCAGAUCGUGCAAAUAUACAGUGAACGAGGAACUGUGGCGUCCGGCAAGUGUAGUUGCUCCUACAGAUGAAACGAACAUUCCAUUUCAGACGUGGGUAGGGCGCACGAUCAGCCCUGUGGAGCACAGCAUUGCGCCUCAGCCGCAAUUUCCAGAAUCAGUCGAGACUGCCCAGGUCAGCGACCGGACCAAGGAGUUGAUAGAAGUAUUCCUCCCGCAAGGAUCGUACGAAAUCAAUAUUCACGCAUUGAAAGAGCUGGUGAAGGACCUAGACACUAGUGGCAAGUCGAUCGCCCACCUUCUGAAAGCGAACUCCGACGAACAAAACGUGUCCAAGACCCACAGACCAAAGAGACUGAUACAUGACCCCCGAAUACCGCGGGCAUCUAUUUUGAAAAGCUAUAAGUCAACAUCGGCGAUGAUUGAGCUUGAAGAUGCGCCAUUCUCCCUCACUAAGCCUCGACCCGAUGAUGCCUGUCCAAGCUGUGGUGCAAAAGAACUCUCGUUUUCACGGGCUGUUGAGAUCGGACAUACUUUCCACCUCGGGACUCGCUACAGCAAACCUUUUGAUGCGACCUUCAAAAGUGAACAAAACACAGAAGUCGAGAUUCAAAUGGGCUGCCAUGGGAUAGGAGUCUCUCGCCUUAUCGGCGCUGUUGCAUCUCUUCUGGCAGAUGAUAAGGGUCUCAAUUGGCCCGCGUCUAUUGCACCUUUUGUUGUGAACAUCAUUGGUGCGGGGAGCACAACGGCACAAGAUCUAGAGGCUGUGUACGACCAAACAUCCCAGACUUUGGACGCCAUCAUUGACGACCGCGAGAGACCUAUGGGCUGGAAGCUAAAUGAUGCUGAUUUGAUUGGGUACCCCUUUAUCGUCAUCUUAGGUAAAGCCUGGAAGCAGCGCCGAGCGGUUGAACUACAGUGUCGUAGGCUCGGUGUGAGGGAAGAGGUUGGCCUGGAGGAUCUUGUCGAGAGGAUGGAGAAGUAUAGCGAGAAGCUCUGA
Molecule: messenger RNA, 1758 nt
Organism: Ramularia collo-cygni
Lineage: Eukaryota; Fungi; Ascomycota; Dothideomycetes; Mycosphaerellales; Mycosphaerellaceae
Product: related to E.coli prolyl-tRNA synthetase
Exons: 2
Coding region: 1-1758 (585 amino acids)
Biological process (GO): prolyl-tRNA aminoacylation
Cellular component (GO): mitochondrion; cytoplasm
Molecular function (GO): ATP binding; proline-tRNA ligase activity
Source: RefSeq, a predicted model, not a curated record